Messenger RNA from Salarias fasciatus (jewelled blenny), 2179 nucleotides. RefSeq names its product kidney mitochondrial carrier protein 1. The record is from RefSeq and is a predicted model, not a curated record. The coding region runs from base 188 to 1120 and encodes 310 amino acids. The transcript has 8 exons. Gene Ontology annotation, biological process: transmembrane transport. NCBI's taxonomy places the organism in Eukaryota, Metazoa, Chordata, Actinopteri, Blenniiformes, Blenniidae.
GGGAACAGCCGGGCGGAGCAGCCGGGCGGCGCCUGUUGUGAACCCGCCGGCUGGAGGAGGACCGUGGGGGCCGGCCUAGUCCCACACUGGCGGGACUUGAGAGGUAGCCGGUCGUCUGGAGUCUUGCUGCGGACUUUCUGCUGCCGCUCUCAGCCGCUUUCCGCCGGGACGCCGCCGCUCGGGAAACAUGUCCACCGUCAACUGGAAGCCGUUCGUGUUCGGCGGGCUCGCCUCUGUGACGGCGGAGUGCGGCACCUUCCCCAUCGACCUCGCCAAGACGCGGCUCCAGGUGCAAGGCCAGGUCGGGGACGUGAAGUACCGAGAGAUCCGCUACAGAGGCAUGCUCCACGCCAUGAUGAGGAUCGGACGGGAGGAGGGGCUCCGGGCUCUGUACUCGGGGAUUGCUCCGGCCAUGCUGCGGCAGGCCUCCUAUGGAACCAUUAAAAUCGGCACAUACCAGAGCUUCAAGCGACUCCUGGUUGACAGACCAGAAGAUGAAACUCUGCUGACUAAUGUGGCGUGCGGCGUUCUCUCUGGAGUCAUCUCCUCCUCCAUUGCCAACCCGACUGAUGUGUUGAAGAUCCGCAUGCAGGCUCAGGGAAGGGUGAUCCAGGGCAGUAUGAUGGGCAACUUCAUCAAUAUCUACCAAGAGGAGGGAACCAGAGGGCUGUGGAAAGUAAGCAAAGCCUUUGUGAAUAUCUUUUAUUCUUACUAUUGGAUCAAACUCAGCGGCGUCUCUCUGCUUCAGGGCGUUUCUCUGACGGCUCAGAGAGCAGCCAUCGUGGUCGGAGUGGAGCUGCCGGUCUAUGACCUGACCAAGAAGCACCUGAUCCUCUCGGGUCACAUGGGAGACACCGUCUACACACACUUCCUGUCCAGCUUUGUGUGCGGCUUGGCUGGAGCGCUGGCCUCCAACCCUGUGGACGUGGUGCGGACGCGCAUGAUGAACCAGCGCGGCGGAGCGCUGUACCAGGGAACGCUGGACUGUCUCCUGCAGACGUGGCGCUCCGAGGGCUUUAUGGCGCUCUACAAGGGCUUCUUCCCCAACUGGCUUCGUCUGGGACCGUGGAACAUCAUCUUCUUCCUCACGUACGAACAGCUGAAGAACCUCAACGUGUGAUCGGAGGAGGGACGAGUGCGAGCGUCGGGACCAAAGUCGGGAACUGCUGAAAAGUGAUGGAUCCGCGAUGGAACCAGCAGGGGGGAACAUGUGUAACAUGAGCGCCCGAGUUCAGGCGCUCGGUGAGAAUCUGCCGGAUUCCCGUCCGGGCCGAGCGUCUCCCGACGCCUGUGGCGAGUGCGGGAGUUACUGUGACACGCAAACGCUCAUCAAUGCUGUUUUCAAGUCGUUCAAAGGCUAAUUUUGGCUUUGCCACGUAUUCCGACGUCCUUCUGGCCGCUGGGACUCGCUUCACCUCCGUUACUGAAGAGAAUGUGGGGCGGCAUGCCUCUGGGAAGCUGAAUCCAGGCGUCGCCAGAAACGACUGCAGGCUUUCAGGGUCGACUCUGGAAUCGUCCUGCGCCUGAGUGCCUUGCUUCAGGCUGUUCGAUCUGCAGGACUGACUGUCAUCGUCUCCUUUUUGUAAAGAGAAUUUGUGUGCAUGUGAUGUGUCCGCACCGUUCGACAAAUAGCUUUUUUCAUAUAUAUAUAUAUAAAGAUGUUGAUUAAAUUGCAGAAUGGGCGUUCGUCGCGUUUUUACAGCUUCCUGCUGUAUUUGUGGAGCAGGAAAACUUUCUGACGCACGUUAAUAAGUAACGGUUGCAUAAACGGCCUGAAAGCAAAGCUGUGUGUAUGUAUGUGUGUGUGUGUCGUCCCUCGUAGCAGCGAGUGGAGACAGUACAUAUAACCUGAGGCAGCUGGGGGGGGGGUUCACACUCCCCACCCCCGGGUCUCCUUUAAAGCUUCAGCCUGCUGACCUUUGAACCCUGUAUUGUCCAGCCCACACACUCCAGGCUUCAGAUCGUUGUUUUACUGUGUGACGGCACGACGAGUAGCUGAACUUCACACUCUGUAUUUACACACUUUAUCUGUGAGCUCCUGUAAGGAACAAACAUGCUGGCUGAUAUGUGUGUGUGUGUGUGGAUAUGUGUGUGUGUGCGCGCGCUCUCUCACUGCUGCCAAAGUGUACGCCUUUAUUUUGUUCAAACUUGCUUUUUUUUUUUUAAUGUGAAAGCUUCU